AUGCUUUUAGGCCUCAGAGGUCCUGGCAUCCAAAAGAGCCUGAGACCACAUGAGUCCGUGGUUGUGGUUGUGGUUAUCCCCAGCCAGCAGGGCCUGGAGAGCGUUGCAGUGCUUUUCCAGGCAGGGCUUAGCCCUUUGCUGGUAGCUAGGCAGGUGGGGCUGCUGCCCCCUCUGUGGUCCUGCUCUUCCCCCGGAGGCCUCCCUUCUCCUCCUCCCAUUGCAGGCUGGAUCCUUAUUGACCGGUGUGGGAAACACUUUGGUACGAUACUCAACUACCUCCGUGACGGGGCGGUCCCCUUGCCCGAGAGCCGCCGGGAGAUUGAGGAGCUACUGGCGGAAGCCAAGUACUACCUGGUCCAGGGCCUGGUGGAAGAAUGCCAGGCAGCCUUACAAAACAAAGAUACUUACGAGCCUUUCUGCAAAGUUCCUGUCAUCACCUCAUCCAAGGAAGAGCAGAAACUUAUAGCGACUUCCAAUAAGCCAGCCGUGAAGCUGCUGUACAACAGGAGUAACAACAAGUACUCGUACACCAGCAAUUCUGACGACAAUAUGUUGAAAAACAUUGAGCUCUUUGAUAAGCUGUCUCUGCGCUUUAACGGAAGGGUCCUGUUCAUAAAGGACGUCAUUGGGGACGAAAUCUGCUGCUGGUCCUUUUACGGUCAGGGCCGCAAGAUUGCCGAGGUCUGCUGCACCUCCAUCGUCUAUGCCACUGAGAAGAAACAGACCAAGGUGGAGUUCCCAGAGGCCCGGAUUUAUGAGGAGACCCUCAAUAUUUUGUUGUACGAGGCCCAGGACGGCCGAGGACCUGACAACGCACUCCUGGAGGCCACAGGUGGGGCGGCUGGCCGCUCCCAUCACCUGGAUGAAGACGAGGAGCGAGAGCGGGAGCGGAUCGAGCGCGUGCGGCGGAUCCACAUCAAGCGUCCGGACGACCGGGCCCACCUCCACCAGUGAGCAAGCAGGCGAGCCGCCCUCCUCCUCCCCUCUCCCCUGCUCUUCACUCCGAUGCCUGCAGCCUCCUGGGCACCUUCCACUUCCCCUGGAGUCUGGAGAUACUUUUUUUGUAACAAGCCAGAUUAUUUUGGUAUUUCUCGACGAGGUGACUGUCUUUCCCCAGGUGAAUGCACCCCUGUUCUUGAGCAAGCUGUGUCCAAGGUCUCCCCUUCCCGUGGGGAUCUGAGAAUCCUUGGAGCCAGGCUUUCUUGGUUCUCGGAGAAAAGUAUGAAUGGGUAUGAAGUAGAUGUGAGAAAUUUUGUUUGCAGUAUUUAUUUUGAUGGGUGCUGACUACCUAUUCGGGCUUUGGGGCGGCAUUCCUUCAGGGUUCUGUCUGAGCGCUGGAAGAGGGAUCCUGCAGUUGGCGGCCACCAGAGGUUUCCCUGAGCUGCUUGUUUCAUAAUCCUCCGGCCCCGCACGCUGGCUGCGUUCCUGUGCGUUAGACCGGGCCAUCUCCGGGGCUUUGCCGGAAGUCCAUUCGGCCCCAGGAUCUCGCCCCCUGGCUUGUUGGCAGAUGCUUGCAGUUUGUGGCACGGAAGAUAGGACCGAUGAGCUCCAUGCCUCUGACUGUUAGAGCAUAGCUCUGGAGACCCGGCUCUGUUGGAGGGGCAGGCCUGUUGGGACCCCCACAUGCCUGGCUAAGGGCAGAGCUGGCCCUGGCAGGGAGUGCACUUUUCCCGGCUCCUUCCCUACCUCCUGCCCCUUCCACUUGCCCUCCCUUAUUGACCAACGCCUGGUUAUGGGUGGAGCUCACACACCGCCACUUCCCGUGCUCCAUUCUUUCUUCCUCAGCCUUCUUCCCUGUUAAGCUGGGCUUCCUGUCUCAAGUAGAAGCCCUGCCCUUCGCUUAGAAAGUGGAAGUGGCCUGGCCUCUGUCCCCCAGCCUGGCAUCCAGGCAGGAAGCCCAUUCACACGAGCAGUCUUGGGGCAGCUUGCUUGCUGUAGACGCCGCCAUCACCCCGAGACCGCCUUUGUGUCUUUGCCUCUGGUUUUUACACAGUGUGGAGUGACCACAGCGAGCCAAGUUAGAGGAUGUGCAGCCCCUUUGGGGUCCAGCUAAGUGUUUGUGUUCGUGUUUAAGGGACGUGUGUGACUGUAGAUGGGGAUGUGUGCUUGUGGGGCGCAGGGGGGCCCGCGCUGGAGCCCAGCUGUCCGCACAAUGCUCGUGUCGGACGGACGUUCUCGGUUAUCUACCUCCCAGUCUCCUCUGCGCCUGGGAAGGGACAGAAGUGAGUGGUGACUGAUGUUGCUGGUCGCGACUAGACUAGGUAGAGUAGUUACAAGGAGAUGUGAACGUGUGUAAGGUAAUGGAUGGCAUUUGUCUGCUCUUCAAGGGAAAUGUUACUGUUUUAUACCAAAGGUAUUGAGGUGGGCAGCCUUUGACACAGUGUAUUCCAAAAAACAAGUUUAUAUUUUGAAACGGUUUUUACAGCUUAGGCUUUGUACAUACUGCCCUUCUUGGGACAGUUGUAUGCCUUUAUUUUGUAUCCAGCAGCAGAGCCUACCAUAAAACUUAAAAACAAUCGUGACUGAACCUAAAAAAUCAUGUAUGGGGGGUGUCGAUGCCUUUUAAACUGUUUUGUGGGGUACUUUCUAUAUUAGGCCAUUCGGGUUUUAUUAAGUGCUAAGGAAAGGGGGGUUUAAAUACUGUUUGGUAAAUAUUUUAUAUACCGUUUUAGUUUUAAACACCAACCCUGACGUUUGGGUUGAACUUUUUUAGAAAGUUAAAGUGAAUGUCAGUUGUGAUGUUUUCUGUAGGAAUGGAAAAGCCAUCAUAUGAAUUGUUUUUUAAAUCUUUCUGUGGAGAGUAAGUUUGUGGAACAAUCGGAGUCGUUCGGGCUUCUACACCGUAUGAGCUAAUGUUUCUGGCAGUCUCUACACUUGUCAUUUUGAGUCUUUGCUUUCCUGGGAUCUGAACAGGGUCCCGAAACAUCCCGUGGUGAAGGGUUAGCUGCACAGCCGGGGGCGGACAGCAAGUGGUGGCCGGUCCAAGCUCUGCUAGCAAACGUAUUGCACAAGGAACCGAUUUUUAUGCUAGCAUGAAGGGCAAACAAACAAAGGUCCAUAUUUAUACUUAAGAACCAUCUAAGUAAAACACUGGCCUAAGAUUUGGUAAAGAGUUAAGUUUUAUUACACUGUAAGCGCUUACAGUUGAAGUAGAACAGCUUUUUUCAAAGAAGUCCUUCUUUGUGGUGACUGGGGGCCUGUGCCCGAGACAAUCCUGGAGUAGCCUCUUCUGUUGCCUCCCCCCCCCCUUCCGGUAGGUAGCACAUGAGCAGCGUGGCCGAGGUGCAGGGAGCCCGCGCUCCACGUAGGUGGGCUCGCCUGCCACACCCAGUGGCUGCUCGGGACCCACAUGUGUGCCCCACCCAGCGGGCCUGUGGCACACCUGUGUCCCUAAGCUUGCUUUUCGUGCUGUGAAAAAAAUGCUAUAAACGUUAGAAGUAGUCACUGUCUGUUGUACAAGCAUUUGUGGACGUGUAAAAUAAAAGUUACGUAAUGCCUCUGUUUAAA
Leptonychotes weddellii (Weddell seal) is the source of this 3507-nucleotide messenger RNA. Lineage: Eukaryota; Metazoa; Chordata; Mammalia; Carnivora; Phocidae. The record is from RefSeq and is a predicted model, not a curated record.